GAAACCUCCUAUACAGCCCAGCUGCCCGACUUGAAAGCGAAAUGUAUUAAAUGUCGAAUAAAAAGACGGGAUGCCGGCCCAGUAAGUAAGAAGAGAAUGAGAGAAAGAAACGUCCACGGGACGAACGAAUUGAAAAAUGGAAAUACAGAAACCAACCAAAUGAGUGUUAUUUAAAGAUCGGACGGCCGAACUUGCGACCCCAAGCGUCUCCGCGACGUUUCACGUCUCAGCGUUGCGCGGCUCACCUCCUAUCGUGAUCUGCGCGAUCCACCAAAGACGUGUCGUAUCAUGUUCCUAGCGCGCUCGCCAUCGGAUGACAUAGCCCCCUACAUUAUCAUAUGGAACGGUUCGCACCCAUCAAAUCGUAAAUCCAAUUUAUGCGCCGGGUACGAUAUAUGAAAAUCAUAAAAAAGACAGCAGUACCUAUAAUUCUAGUUACAUAUUCUUCCAACUCCUUUAAACUUAACCUUUCCUUAUAUUGGGUCCCUAGAUAUUAUGUGUUGUACUUAUAUCUUCUUCUUACUUGUAGCUCAUACCUACCUGGCCUAGGUAUUUAUUUCAACGACAACAGCAACUGCUCUCCUGGUUAUGAUGCUGGUUCUUAUGCUGCUGCUACUGUUGAUUGUACGCGACUCGGUAACUGGUCUGGACGCUAUUAUCAUAACCCCUGGAUGCUCCAAGAUUAUGACCGCUCGACGCUCCGGCACAGUAACUAUUUAUAAGCCCUCUAUUAUACGCAUAAUAGACAGCACGAUCUUUCUCAGGAACAUUCUGGCCUCUAGACGACUAGUUUGGUACCAUUGGUCGUAUUCUUGUAGCUUUUGAUGUUAUUCAUACGCCAUUUCCAGGUAAACCACUACACAUAAACGGCGUAGUUACGCUGAGUGUGCCAUGUCGUUAGAGUUGACGGUGGAAACAUUAGGUACCUACCUACCUCUAGGUAGUUAUUAACUCCUAUUACAUGGGAUGACGCCGAUAAUUUUAAAGACGCCUAUUCUAGAGAAGAAAAUACGGGCUUAUAAAAGAUACAGCCCUCUGAAAUAUCUCUAGUGUUUAAGGCAAUCCGUUGAUAGUACCAGACUUAUCAGCUUGCCUGUAAAGAGUGGUUUCAUUGAGCGCCAUCGUCAGCGUGUCAUCCUAAGAAUCCUCCGUAAAAGCUUGGUGGUCUCAUAGUUGAACUAUCAAGUGCUAGUUAGGCC
Molecule: messenger RNA, 1199 nt
Organism: Daldinia caldariorum
Lineage: Eukaryota; Fungi; Ascomycota; Sordariomycetes; Xylariales; Hypoxylaceae
Exons: 3
Coding region: 378-722 (114 amino acids)
Source: RefSeq, a predicted model, not a curated record